Molecule: messenger RNA, 779 nt
Organism: Glossina fuscipes
Lineage: Eukaryota; Metazoa; Arthropoda; Insecta; Diptera; Glossinidae
Gene: endos
Product: cAMP-regulated phosphoprotein 19
Exons: 4
Coding region: 216-569 (117 amino acids)
Cellular component (GO): cytoplasm
Molecular function (GO): protein phosphatase inhibitor activity
Source: RefSeq, a predicted model, not a curated record
AACAUCCAAACAAAAUUACUACAGAAAAGCAACGUUCAACAUAACGGAGGUAUAAUAAAGCUUUUUUUCUUUAACUAAAACUCCAAAAUAACGUAAAAAGUUGGAUAAGAAUCUAAUUGAUUUUGGGAGAAAAAUUAUAAAGGUUCAAAUAAAGAAUUCAGCUUUGUACUUUUGUCUGUGCUUUGUGCGUUUAUAAUUUUUAUAUAUAGGCGGAAAUGAGUUCUACUGAAGAGAGUGGUAGUCAACCUACAACACCUCAGGAUGCGCCGGAAGAGCAGGCUAACAUGCGCGAGUUGGAAAAAAUAGAAGAAGAAAAAUUAAAAUCAAAAUAUCCGGUGGGAUUGAGAGGCCCUGGCGGCCAUACUGUAUUCUUACAAAAGCGUUUACAAAAAGGCCAAAAAUUUUUCGAUUCUGGUGAUUAUCAAAUGGCUAAACAAAAGGGUGGUGGCGUUAAGCAUGUUUUUGCCAAUAAGGUAACCACUGGAGAGGCCAUACCUACUCCUGAAACAGUGCCUGCUCGCAAAACCUCAAUUAUACAGCCGUGUAACAAGUUUCCAACCACGAGUUAAGUUCUAUUUGUUCCAUUUUAAAAAACAUUUCUACUUUUCCAAAUUGUUGAAAUUGUAUUUAUUGGAAAAAUGAAAUCCUUGUGUUUGCCAUAAAUUCAUAUACAAUUGUCACCGGGUAUUUUCAGCCCCGACAUUGUUUUCUAAUAUUCACUAAAUAUGUGUAUUUUUUUGCAAAUUGUACGAAUUAUAAAAUUUUUAACUUGUAUUGUA